CCGCGCCUAUAAAAAUGGAGCUCCGGAGCUCACCCACUCUCAUUCGUCAACGCUUCAAUAACCUCAGAGCUGAGCAGAAGAAGAAGAAGAAGAAGAAGAAGAAGCCGAAUAAACGCAGGCUAGAAGAUCCGAAUCAAUGGCCGUCAAAGUUUACAUUGUUUACUAUUCCAUGUAUGGACAUGUUGAGAAGCUGGCAGAAGAGAUAAAGAAGGGUGCUGCAUCUGUUGAAGGUGUUGAAGCCAUACUAUGGCAGGUCCCUGAAACACUGCCAGAGGAGGUGCUGGGGAAGAUGAGUGCGCCACCUAAGAGUGAUGUACCUGUCAUUACACCCAGCGAACUCGCUGAAGCUGACGGAUUCGUUUUCGGCUUCCCCACGAGAUUUGGGAUGAUGGCAGCUCAAUUCAAAGCAUUCCUAGAUGCCACCGGAGGAUUGUGGAGGACACAGCAACUCGCAGGCAAGCCUGCUGGAAUCUUCUUCAGCACAGGAUCCCAGGGCGGUGGGCAGGAGACUACUGCGUUGACUGCCAUUACUCAGCUCGUCCACCACGGCAUGAUAUUCGUUCCAAUAGGAUACACCUUCGGGGCUGGCAUGUUCGAGAUGGGGGAGGUGAAAGGUGGAAGCCCCUAUGGUGCUGGAACAUAUGCUGGCGAUGGCUCCAGGCAACCAUCGAAGCUCGAGCUGGAGCAAGCUUUCCACCAGGGAAAGUACACUGCUACCAUCACAAAGAAGCUCAAAGGAGUCCAUUGAUGUGACUUCCAUCAAAUUCGUCACUAUACCAUACUUCUUUGUUUUUCCCUUGUUUUCUUUUCCUGCAAUCUCAAACUAGAAGUCGAUUGUCCCGUCUUCUGCAUAUCUUCAGAUAAUAAUUCCUGCCCGAUUGCUUUCGGUAUAUGCUUUGUACGGCCGUGUUAUAGAUCAUAGCAGUGUUUUUAAUGAUUAAAGGUUAAAUUUGAUUGUUCGCCUUCUCUGAGAAA
This is a messenger RNA of Punica granatum (pomegranate), 975 nucleotides long. The record is from RefSeq and is a predicted model, not a curated record. NCBI's taxonomy places the organism in Eukaryota, Viridiplantae, Streptophyta, Magnoliopsida, Myrtales, Lythraceae.